Molecule: messenger RNA, 5367 nt
Organism: Telopea speciosissima
Lineage: Eukaryota; Viridiplantae; Streptophyta; Magnoliopsida; Proteales; Proteaceae
Product: helicase sen1-like
Exons: 8
Coding region: 125-4129 (1334 amino acids)
Molecular function (GO): helicase activity
Source: RefSeq, a predicted model, not a curated record
AAGUAUCUCUCUUCAGCUGCAUUGUUGGCAUGCCAUGUGCUUUUCUGUGUAAAAGAAAACUACAUAAAGCAAUACAUAGUGCUGUUUGGAAGUAUAGUUUAGUUUGUAUGCAUUUACAUAUGAGAUGGGGUGUCGAGGAAGGCCUUUCUUUGAUCUUAAUGAGCCCCCUGCUGAAGUGGAAGAGGAAACUGAUGGUGUCCUCUGCUUCCAGCAUCAAAAGGCACUUCCAUCUUUGAAUUCUCAUGCCUCUGAUUUAUCUUCAUCAGAAGGUGCUCAGAGAAUACUGAAUAACCAUGCUUUCUCCCAUGCAUCCUCCGUUUCGGGCUUCCAGCCUUUUGUUAAACAGAAGAAGGUUGAUGAUUUGAAAUCUGGGAAUGCUUCCACUACAUAUGGUGAGGAAAAUAAAUCAACUUCGCCACUGGCCGCAGGCCCUGCACAUGCUCAAGUUGUGGAAAGGGAGGAAGGGGAGUGGUCUGAUGCAGAAGGUUCUGCUGAUGCCUUUGGAAUCAAUUCUGACAAUGAUAAGCUUAAGCAAUCAACUAAUGUUGAUGGUGAAAAUGCAGAGACACUGGAACUGGCUGAGAGAACUGAUCUUUCUGCUACUAACAAGGCAUUUGAGAGUAUCUAUCGUGAUUCCCGUUUACCUGAAGGUACCAAGGACGAAAUCACAUAUAUAACCAAGGAUGAGAACUGUAGUCAUGCUUCUUCAGGAUUGGAUCUGGAGUCGUCUGGACAGAUGAGUAACAAUAGCCGGCAUUUAGAGAGUAAUGCCAAAGGGGAUGUAAUCGUGGAUGGACAAGAGGAGUCUUCCUUGGUUGUGAAUAAAAAAGAAGUUAAAGGAAUUGAAGCAAGUCAUGCGCUUAAAUGUGGGAGUAAUCCUGGGAAGAGGCACAAGCUUGACCAACACAAGGAAGCAAUGCUGGGGAAAAAACGUAGCAGGCAGACAAUGUUUCUUAAUUUGGAGGAUGUCAAACAAGCUGGCCCCAUCAAAACUGCAACCCCGAGGCGGCAAACCUUUUCAUCGCCUGUAACUACUCGGACAGUCAAGGAAAAUCGUAAUGUUGCUGCCCCAGCUGAGCGCAGUGGAGAAAAGAUUGCCAAGGAUCAAAAGCAAGGAGAUGCAACGUGUAAUGAAGGAGGCACUCCAAUGGAUAUUGGCGAUCAGAAAUCUGAAUCCAAUGGUGAUAUAAACCAAGGACCUCUAGCAAGACCUAGGAGGCUAAACGGUGGCAUUGAAAUCCCAGCAGAGGUAUAUCCAGUAUCAAUUCCGAGACAAAGUUCAUGGAAGCAGUCAGAUUCAAGGCAACUGAAGAAUCCACUUGUUUCAGCUAGGAAACAGGUUGUUCCCAAUCAAAAUUCCAUGGACCCAAAGUUGGGGAACAAGAAACAUCUUUCUACUAAGAAACAAAAUGCAAAUAGCACACAGUAUCAGGAUACAUCUGUGGAACGUCUUCUGCGGGAGGUGACCAAUGAAAAGUUUUGGCAUCAUCCAGAGGAGAUGGAACUCCAAUGUGUUCCUGGACGGUUUGAAUCCGUGGAAGAGUAUGUCAGAGUUUUUGAGCCUUUGCUUUUUGAGGAAUGCCGGGCACAGCUGUAUGGUACUUGGGAGGAACUUACAGAAACUGUUUCCAGAGAUGCACAUAUAAUGGUGCGAAUAAAGCAUGUUGAAAGACGAGAAAGAGGAUGGUACGAUGUAAUAGUUCUUCCUAUGCAUGAAUGCAAGUGGACAUUUAAGGAGGGUGAUGUGGCAGUUCUUUCAACUCCGAAGCCUGGAACAGUGAGAUUUAAGCGGAACCAGUCUGCUGCAAGUGAGGGUGAUGUUGAGAUUGGAGUUACUGGCCGUGUAGCUGGUACUGUUAGGCGAUAUAUUCCUAUCGAUACUCGUGAUCCUCCUGGUGCCAUCCUCCAUUUUUAUGUUGGUGAUACAUUCGAUCCUAAUAGCAAUGAUGAUCACAUUUUAAAGAAAUUUCAUCCCAAGGGAAUCUGGUAUUUGACUGUCCUUGGUUCUCUGGCGACUACCCAACGUGAAUAUGUUGCUCUGCAUGCGUUCCGUCGUCUCAACUUGCAGAUGCAAACUGCAAUCCUUAAGCCUAGUCCUGAACAUUUCCCAAAAUAUGAAGAUCAACCCCCUGCAAUGCCUGAAUGUUUCACACCGAACUUUGUUGAACACCUACACAGAACAUUCAAUGGGCCCCAGUUAGCUGCCAUUCAAUGGGCUGCGAUGCAUACAGCUGCUGGUACAAGUAGUGGCAUGAGUAAGAGGCAAGAUCCAUGGCCUUUCACUCUGGUUCAAGGGCCUCCAGGAACAGGGAAGACACACACAGUGUGGGGAAUGCUAAAUGUUAUCCAUCUUGUUCAGUACCAGCACUAUUACACUGCUCUGCUUAAGAAAGUUGCUCCUGAAAGCUAUAAGCAAGCUAAUGAGAGCAAUUCUGAGAGUGUGUGCACAGGAUCAAUUGAUGAAGUUCUUCAGAGUAUGGAUCAGAACCUCUUCCGCACACUGCCAAAACUCUGCCCGAAACCUAGGAUGCUUGUGUGUGCUCCUUCAAAUGCAGCCACUGAUGAGUUGCUUGCACGUGUUCUUGACCGUGGAUUCAUUGAUGGUGAGAUGAAAGUCUAUCGGCCUGAUGUGGCUCGAGUUGGUGUUGAUUCACAAACUCGUGCUGCACAGGCUGUUUCUGUUGAGCGAAGAACUGAGCAACUGUUAGUUAAGGGCCGUGAAGAAAUUCUUGGAUGGAUGCAGCAGUUAAAAAUCCGUGAAGCUGAAUAUUCACGUCAGAUUGCUUGUCUUCAGAGAGAACUAAAUGUUGCAGCAGCAGCAGGCCGAGCUCAAGGAUCUGUUGGAGUUGACCCUGAUGUUCUUGUUGCUCGGGACCACAAUCGGGACACAUUGCUGCAAAACCUUGCAGCAGUUGUGGAGGGAAGGGAUAAAAUUCUGGUGGAGUUGUCCCGCCUUCUCAUAUUAGAAACAAGAUUUCGUGCUGGUAGCAGCUUCAAUUUGGAAGAAGCUCGUGCUAAUCUGGAAGCAAGUUUUGCCAAUGAAGCUGAGAUUGUUUUUACAACAGUCUCAAGUAGUGGACGCAAAUUGUUUUCUCGUCUUACUCAUGGUUUUGAUAUGGUUGUUAUUGAUGAGGCAGCCCAGGCUAGUGAAGUUGGAGUUCUUCCUCCUCUCUCUCUUGGUGCAGCUCGUUGUGUUCUUGUUGGGGAUCCACAACAGCUCCCUGCAACAGUUAUCAGCAAGGCAGCUGGGACCUUGUUAUAUAGUAGAAGCCUCUUUGAAAGGUUCCAGCAAGCAGGUUGCCCCACAAUGUUAUUAUCUGUGCAGUAUAGAAUGCAUCCGCAAAUCAGGGAUUUUCCUUCAAGGUACUUCUACCAAGGACGUUUGACUGAUAGUGAAAGUGUAGUUAAACUACCUGAUGAGCCUUACUAUAAGGAUCAUUUAUUAAGACCUUACGUGUUUUAUGAUAUCACACAUGGAAGGGAAUCCCAUAGAAGUGGAUCUGUCUCUUAUCAGAACAUUAAUGAAGCACAGUUUUGUCUCUGGAUUUAUGAGCAUCUUCAAAAGACUUCCAAAUCCUUGGGUGUAGGCAAGAUCUCCGUUGGCAUAAUAACACCAUACAAACUGCAGUUGAAAUGCCUUCAACGAGAAUUUGAGGAGGUUCUGAAUUCAGAAGAGGGUAAGGACCUUUAUAUCAACACAGUAGAUGCAUUUCAAGGCCAAGAACGUGACGUCAUAAUCAUGUCCUGUGUACGGGCAUCGAAUCAUGGCGUGGGCUUUGUUUCUGAUAUUCGCCGAAUGAAUGUUGCUCUCACUCGUGCAAGAAGAGCACUAUGGGUAAUGGGCAAUGCCAAUGCUCUGACGCAAUCUGAUGACUGGGCUGCAUUAAUAAAUGAUGCCAAGGCAAGGAAUUGUUAUGUGGACAUGGAGUCUCUCCCCAAAGAUUUCCUGGUUCCAAAAGGAUCUCCUCACACUCCAUUGCCAGGUAAGGCUUUGUCUAACAUGAGGGGUUUGAGAACUGUUGGGCUAAGGCAGAGAUACUUGGACAUGCCGUCAGAGUCCAGGUCUGGCAUUCCAUCGGAAGAGGAGGUGAAGUUGAAUGUAUCAUCGUUAUCUAGGAAUGGAGGAUAGAAAGAAAUGAAGCUGCCCACAUAGAAUUCCUUGGAUGAUUUGGAACAGUCGGGAUAAAUCUCAAGAUCCCUGGCAUUAUGGCUUCCAGAGGAAGCAAAGUGUUGCGGGAAUGGUGGCAAGAGAGGUUCAUAAUCAGAAAAAUGAAUGAUGUCUGGAGAUCUCUGCGGCUUAAAGAGUAUUGAGGGUAUUUAAUUAAUUUUUGAUCUUAUGAAGCUUGGCCCAGAACUCAACAAUUUCAAAGGGAAUCAGCUCCAUGGAUGUUCUCUUAUGCAGAAAGCCAAAAGCAAUCAGAACGGGAAAAUUCUGCUCAACCGUGGUAAGUUGAGUUCAGCUGAUUGGGGGAAAGUUAAGAGAUCGUGCUCACCUCUGGUUAACUGGGUGAAGCAACGGGUUGGGAGGAUACAAGGAAGGAAAAGAUGGACUCCAAGGGAUGACAUGACACUGACUUUAUAUCUGCUUAAUGCACCAAUAGCUGCCAUAGGGAACAAAAAAUUGUGUAGACUGAGCCUACUUGUUGACAUGCUUGUCCAAUGGAAAGAUGGAUGCUAAUGAAGAUGCUGCUAACUCCUCCCCCAGGCUUCGAGGAAGAUGUAAUCUUUGCCAAAUCUUUUGAUUCCUGUGAUUGGCUCGCCAAGUGAGGAUAUCCACCAGGUUUUCCGGUUUUUUUUUUUUUUGUUUCUGGGUAAAUUGGGAAAUCGGCAACAAAGACGAGCUCUCUACCUGAGUGGGUCAGCAAGCUUCAACGUCUGCGAAACGUGACCUAGUACAAGAUAUCAUGUAUCAAACUAAACGUCUUGGAUUAAGUACGGUUGGGGCCAAGCUUCCCUAAUGUGCUUGCCAAUUUUGUAGCUCUCAUCUUACCAUAAAAGUCUACUGAGGAGGGAUAUUGGGACAUAGUGGCAGUGUUUGUGGGUCGCUCAUAAAAAGAACCCAUAUUGAGUGAUAUGGUGCUGUUACAUUCUUAGGAGGCACGCAGAUGUGUUGGGAUGAAAGAAUGUUUCAGAUCAUGUAGAUUGACAGAUUAUUCAUUCUCCAUUUGUUCAGAAGAGGUUAAAAUUGUGAAUGCAGCCUCAGUAGGUGUUAAUGAUAUCUUUAUUCUGUACAGGCAAUUGGGAAGUCUCCCAAAUUGGGGUAUUGUAAAUUAUCAGCUCUGUAAUAACCUUAAUUCUUUUCUUUUGUACCUUGUGACAUUGGUAUACCAUCUUUAAUGCAAAAUUCGAGGGGAUACCUGAUUCUGC